Molecule: messenger RNA, 1270 nt
Organism: Cannabis sativa
Lineage: Eukaryota; Viridiplantae; Streptophyta; Magnoliopsida; Rosales; Cannabaceae
Product: AT-hook motif nuclear-localized protein 1-like
Exons: 5
Coding region: 239-1048 (269 amino acids)
Molecular function (GO): minor groove of adenine-thymine-rich DNA binding
Source: RefSeq, a predicted model, not a curated record
GAAGUUAUUAUCCACAAAUUUUGGAAAAACACAUAGUCUCAAAUGGUCUUAGCCCAUUCUUUAGAAGGGUAGUUUCGUAAAAGCAACUUUCUUAAUAUAACAGAAGUAACUGAAAAUAACAAGAGCCUUCUUGUAAACUUGUUCUGGCGCCAUAAUCAAAAAACAUUUCUUUGAAACUUCACCACUGAAUUUGAUCGAUCACAUAAAAUAUUUCAGCUGUAAUUUUGUUUGAACGUUCAUGGAUUCGAUCAACGUUUCUGGGUCUCAAGGAAACUCGAACACUACUGUCUCUACUGGGUCACCUCCACGUCGACUCGGGUUGUCCAGGAAAAAAGGGAGGCCCAGGAAGGUUGCCCCCCCAUCACCGCCGCCGUCACCACCGCCGUCACCGCCUCCGCCGCUGCUGCUGCCGUCGCCUAAAAGAGGGAGAGGAAGGCCUCCUGGGUCUGGUAACCGCCAACAGCUUGCUGCUAUAGGUGGAUUGCUUAGAGAAACAGCCUGUAGAGACUUCAAAUCACAUGAGAUCACUAUUGAUUCUGGAGAGAAUGUUGUACAAAAAAUUAUGUCUUUUGCUGCGAAGGGUCCCAGAGGAAUUUGUGUUCUCACUGCUAGUGGACAAGUUUCCAAAGUUGUCAUUCGUAAACCUGAUUCUUCUUCUGAUCAUGAGACACUGACACGAGAGGGCCAUUUUGAGCUACUGUCCUUAUCUGGAUCAUACACUUCUACUGAUGCAACCGGACGUCCGACCGGUGGCCUGAGUGUCUCAUUUGCCGAUUCUAAUGGCAAUGCCAUCGGCGGUGCUCUUGUCGGUACACUAACAGCUGCUAGUCCUAUAAAGAUUGUUUUUGGAAGUUUCAUACCAUAUGACAACCGACAUAAAAAGACAAGGUACCGAAAAUCGUUGCGGGCUAGGGCCGACAAUGCUGUGCCUGUUGAGGCGGAACCACCACAACACAACACAAGAACAGCAAUUGCUUCUACUUCUGCCAACCCGAAUAAUGGCGGUAAAUUUGGUGGUCGGAAAAGUGGCGGUGGUCGGAAUAUUUGAUUUGGUUUAUCUCCAUGAUAUGAAUAACAACAUUUUUCUUUGUUUGGUUUUUGAGGCUCACAUGUUCAGUUAAUAUAGUUUGUGUUAGAGAAAAUCACUUGUUUUAACAGAUUUGUGAUUAGAUUUUACAUGAAAUUAGUUUUGGAUUAUUGGAUGUCCUGUUUUUGCAUUUGAAGAUUAACAAGCUUUUAUACAUUAAUACAAUCUCGAUUACUUGAUUAA